ACAUUUCCUUAUCAUUUGAGCCCCAGAAUGUACCCACAGAACUAUCAGUUCUCAGAAAUGUGCCCAUCUCUUCUCUUGGCUGGAUUUAAUAAGAUGGACUACAAAAGGAGCUCAUGAUAUGACAUAUCCUGGUUGAAAGGAAGAGAGUGGAGACUAGCUAGCAAUGAUCAUCUCUUUGCUUCUCUUUUUUCUUUCUGCUCUUCAUAGCACAGUUUCGCUUGUGGAUACAAGUACAUUUCUAAUAUAUAAUGAAGACCAUAAAGUCUGUGUAUAUGUUCAGGCGGCCACCUAUGUUACAACGGCUGCUUGUAGUUAUGAAGACAAGGCACAGAAAUUCAAGUGGAUUUCCAGGUACCAGUUGAUGAGUGUUUCUGAGAAAUUAUGUUUGGGAGUAGCUUCAAAAAUUGACUGGACACCAGUUGAACUCUACCCAUGCAAUUCAACAAAUAGUCUCCAGAAAUGGGAGUGCAGAAAUGACACACUUUUUGCCAUUCAUGAGGUAAACCUGUAUUUCAACUACGGCAACAAAAAUGAAAAAAGAAUUAUGCUCUACAAAGGAUCAGGCUUGUGGAGUAGAUGGAAAGUCCAUGGAACUAAAGAUGAUUUAUGCUCUCGAGGCUAUGAAGACUUAUUUACCUUAAAAGGUAACAGCAAUGGGGCUCCUUGUGUAUUCCCUUUUCAAUUUACUACCAAGUGGUAUGCAACAUGUACAAUUGAAGGAAGGACUGAUGGUUUGCUAUGGUGUUCAACUACAAGGAAUUAUAAUAAAGACAAGAAAUAUGGAUUUUGUCCUGUGAAAGCUGAUGUAGACAUCUAUUGGAUUACAGACCCUAUGGCAAAUGUCCAGUAUCAAAUAAACUCAGAUGCUGCUCUAACCUGGUUCCAAGCUAGUAAAAGUUGCCAGCAACAAGAUGCCAAUUUGUUGGGUAUUACAGAAGUACAUGAACAAAUGUACCUUACAGGGUUCACUUCUAAUUUGAAUACUGCACUCUGGUUUGGUCUUAACAGUUUGGAUUUCAACAGUGGUUGGCAAUGGAGUGGUGGCUAUCCUUUAAGAUAUCUAAAUUGGGCACCAGGAAGCCCUUCCCCAGAGCCUGGGAAGAUUUGUGGAGCAUUAAAUCCUGGUAGAGCUGCCAAAUGGGAAAACCUGGAAUGUGAUAAAAAACUUGGUUACAUUUGUAAAAAAGGAAAUGCCUCUCUGAACAACUUCAUUAUUCCUUCAGAUUCUGAAAUACCAGCUGAUUGCCCUGAAGGGUGGAUAUUUUAUGUGGGUCAGUGUUAUAAGAUUCGCAGACAAACUACUUCCUGGCAAGAUGCUUCUAAUCUGUGUAGAAAGGAGGGUGGUGACCUGGCGAGCAUCCAUAACGUGGAAGAGUACAGUUUUAUUUUUUCUCUGCUUGGGUACAAACCAAGUGAUGAAUUAUGGAUUGGUCUGAAUGAUCUCAAGAUCCAAAUGUUCUUUGAAUGGUCAGAUGGGAGUCCUGUGACAUAUACCAAAUGGCUCCGAGGCCAGCCAACACAUACUAACAACAGGCAAGAAGACUGUGUGGUCAUGAAAGGAAAGGAUGGGUAUUGGGCAGAUGAACCUUGUGACAUGGAACAUGGAUACAUUUGCAAAAGGAAACCUUUAAAAAAAACACCAGAAAAGGAUAUAAUUGAUGAAGGGUGCUCAAAAGGCUGGAAAAGAUACUAUUUAUUCUGCUACAUGAUUGGAAGUACAUUUGCAUCAUUUGCUCAAGCAGAUCAAAGAUGUACAGAAAAUGGGGCUACUUUAGCCUAUAUUGAAAAUAGAUAUGAACAAGCUUUUCUGACCAGUUUGGUUGGCUUCAGGACUGAACCUUACAUCUGGAUUGGUCUUUCUGACAUACAAGAAAAAGGAACAUUCAGGUGGACCAAUGGACAACCAGUCCAGUUCACUCACUGGAAUUCAGAAAUGCCAGGUCGGAAGCCAGGCUGUGUUGCAAUGACAACUGGAUUUACAGCUGGAUUAUGGGAUCUUCUGAAAUGUGAGACCAGGGCAAAGUUUCUUUGUAAGCGCUUUGCUGAUGGCGUGACCCCUCCACCGAUACCAACUACAACACCUGCUCCUCAGUGUCCUGAAGGCUGGGCUGCAAGUGAAGAAAGAAAUAUGUGCUUCAAAGUUUUCUUAAACCAUGGCAAGAGGUCAUGGGCAGAGGCUCGGAGUUUCUGUUUAGCAAUUGGAGGAGAUCUGGCUACCAUUUCUAGUACCAAAGAAUCCAACAAGCUGCAGAAUUAUUUGCGGAUUUCUGGAAUCAUGCAAUACUGGAUUGGUUUAAAUUAUAUAAACCAACAGGAUGGGUUUAAAUGGAGUGAUGAUUCACCACUAGGUUAUGUCAACUGGGCAUAUGGAGAACCCAAUAAUUAUAAUGGAGCGGAACAUUGUGGAGAGAUAAAUCCAGAAAAUAUGUAUUGGAAUGAUGUACACUGUGAGGAAAUGUUUUUCUGGAUCUGCCAGAUUACGAAAGGUGUGCAACUAAAACCAGAACCAACAAAUCCACCCCCUAUAAAUUAUCAAUUUACUAGUGAUGGCUGGGUCGUCAAUGGAGACAAGCAAUAUUAUUUCAACACCAACAAAUUUCCAAUGGAAGAAGCUCGUGCAUUUUGCAAAAGAAACUUUGGAGAUUUGCUUGUCAUUGAAGACAACACUGAAAGGAAGUUUAUCUGGAAAUAUAUCUUACAAAACGAACAGGUGAAUAGUUAUUUCAUUGGACUGUACCUGAGCCUUGAUAAAGUAGUCAGCUGGAUGGAUAGAACUCCUGUCCAGUAUGUUGCCUGGGCACCACAUGAACCUAACUUUGCAAACAACGAUGAAAACUGUGUGGUCAUUUAUAGGAAUACAGGACUUUGGAAUGAUAUAAACUGUGGCUAUCCAUCUUCUUUCAUAUGUGAACGACAUAUCAACUCAGUCAAUGUAACUGUUGCCCCCACACCACCUUCUUUUCAAGGAGGAUGUGCUGAAUCUUGGCUUUUGUUUGAAAACAAGUGCUAUAAAUUUUUUGGAUUUAAUCAAGAAGAUGGAAAAAAUUGGAAAAAUGCACGGAAAGCUUGUCAGGAUUAUGAAACUGGAGGAAACCUGGUUACAAUACUCAAUGAAAGGGUACAAGCCUUUCUCACCUUCCAUUUAAAUAAAUUCCAAAGUGAUGUAUGGAUAGGACUAAAUGACAUCAAUGAGGAUCAAAUGUACCUCUGGACAGAUGGAAGAGGAGUCCGUUACACCAACUGGGAUAAAGGUUUCCCACUGAGUUUUGGACAAAGCAGUGAAGAUUGUAUUACAAUGAAAUCGUCGCCUUACAAAAGUGCAGGCUUAUGGAGAAAUAGUUAUUGCUACUAUAAGAAAGGAUACAUAUGCCAAACUAACACUCACCCCAAAUACUCUUUUCUUCCAUCCACCACCCCAGAGCAGCGUUUCCAUUAUAGAAAUAGCAGCUACUUCAUCAUUGAAGCCAAAAUGACAUGGGAAGAUGCAAAGAAAAGUUGUGACAGGAGAGACUCGAGUCUUGCUAGCAUUUUAGAUCCCUUUGGCCUCUCAUAUCUCUGGCUAAAAAUACUAAAACAAAAAAGGAUUGUGUGGCUUGGCCUCAACAGUAAUCUGACUGGUGGACAAUACAUAUGGAUUGAUAAGUUCCGGAUGAAAUAUACUAAAUGGGCAGCAAAUGAACCAAAACAAAAAUUAGGCUGUGUUUAUAUGGAUUUGGAUGGGACCUGGAAGACAGACUCAUGCAAUAGAAAAUAUUUUCCUCUUUGCAAAUAUCCCAAGGUGUUUCCACCUACUGUUCCACCCCAAGAACCAGGAAACUGCCCACUUACAGUGGAAAAAUCUUGGAUUCCAUUCCGCGGUCAUUGCUAUCACUUUGAAGCCUCAUCAAAGAUGAGUUGGCCAAAGGCAUCACUAGCUUGUUUGCAACUAGAUGCCUCUCUGGUUUCAGUAAUGGAUACAGUUGAAGCAAACUUUCUAAUAGAAUUUACAGAAAAUCUUGAAAGCAAAUCCCAAGCAUUUUGGAUAGGAAUGUUCAAAAAUCUAAAUGGUGAUUGGUUAUGGAUUGACAAUUCUGUUGUGACCUUUGUCAACUGGAACACUGGAGAACCUUCAAGUCAGUAUGAUGAACAUUGUGUAGAAAUGUUUGCUUCAAAUGGGAUUUGGAAUAAUAUUUAUUGUAAUUCAUAUCUGGGAUAUAUUUGCAAAAAACCCAAAAUUGUUGAAACAGUACCUACUGAGAAGAUGAAAGAAAACAAAGAAUCAAGAAAGACAGAUGUCAUUCCUUCACAAACCCAUAACAAAGCCAUCAUUGUGGUGGUGCUGGUGAUCCUCAUCCUUUCUGGAGCUGCUCUCACAGGUUUCUAUUUCUACAAGAAAAGGAAUCAACAUGGCUUGACAAAUGAGAAUUUUGAAAAUUCUUUUUAUUUUACUGGUGGAGCUGCUCCAAGAACUAGCGAUGGAAUUGAUCUGGUCAUGAACAUGGAGCAGAAUGAACAGGCAACCAAUUAAUUUGACAACAAUCUAAACUGUCUCUUGUUAAAUCAACACUGACUUCUGAAAGCACAUUCUAAUGUCAACUUAACAAAAUAAUUAUAAUGAGUCUAUCUGUUUCAGCAUCCUUACUACAUAUCAAAAGCAACAAUCAUUUCAUUGCAGACACUAAAUAAUGCAAAGUAAACAAUACUACCAAUAGCUAAAUUGUUGUAUAACAAGAGGCAGCUUAUAACAUUUAAAUGAAGAUCCAUUCUCAAAUUCAUACAGCAGUCCGAGGGAAAUGGCAACUGCUAAAUUUGGUGGUAUUUCUGCACUAAAAAAAAAGUAGAAAGGAGAGGAAAGAACUAGAGAACUACAUUAGUAAUCUGUAUUCUAAUGCUGAAUUCCUGAAACAAAAAUAAUGGAAUAAUUUACAUUAACUUGAAGGGCAUAAUAAAUAAGAGAUAUGAAAAAGUGUUCUGUCUGGAGAAGUAUUGUCAUUGCUUCCCUUUAUUUGCAUCACUAAAUUUGCCCCUGUGUAAAUUAUUCACAGGAUAACAUCAUUUAAUAUUUGGACAGCAAGAUGGGCAGGAUAUAAAUUUAAUAAACAAAUAAACAAUAAAUUUUGAUAUAUUCCCAUUGGAAGGGCAGAUCUAACAAUCUACUGAAAUAUUUAAUUGCUUUAUUGAAUGUGCUGUACUUUUUAAAUCAGUAGCAAAUUUGCAAAUGCAAAUGUAUCUAACAUAUUUUUCUGUUAUAUCAUCAUAUGCUCAAAUUGUUCAUCAAAAAGAAGCCUGCAAAUUGCAUACCAAACUAUUGCCAUUAUAUUAGUAUUACAGGAAGAAUUUCAGAUCAGAUUCAUAUAGUCAAAUGGUAGAGUUGGAAAGGAUCCCAAGGAUCAUCUAGAAAGGUUCCCAAGGAUCAUCUAAUCUAACCCUUUGCCUUGUGCAGGAAAACCAAUUAAACCACUCUGAAGAGGUUAAAAUAUCUUCUUAAAAACCUUCAGAGAUGGAGAACCCACAACCUUGGUAAGUGGAAUGCUUAACUUUCCAUCUUACCAUUACAAAGUUUUUAUUUCCAAUACACAUUAUUUCUGGUUCUAGUUUUGGAACAGUACAAAAUAGUUAGUGACUAUUUUCUCUGUAUGUUGGUCAAUGACUGCAAUAUGUAACAUUUUCUCUUUGAUAUGCUUUCAUGUACAGUAUUUGAACACUGUUUUCCUUGCACCUUCUUUUUUGCAGACCAGAUAUUUCAAUUCUUCCACCUAUCUUUGUAUCACUAAUCUCCCUUGUUUGAGCCUGUGAAUAUAGGUGAUACUUUGGGGAAGCAAUCAUUUUAGGUGUCACUACUUCACUUGGCAUAUUUCAUGUAUUGUAAUUUUAAAAUGGCCUCAAAUAUUUCAAAUAUCCUUGUGCCAAAAAGCUGAGUGAUUUAGGUCAUUAGAAAGUGCUUUUCAUUUGGGGGUUUAUGCAGAUGCCAUCUCAGAUAUGUUGUGUUGCUGCUUUUUCUUUAGAUUUAGUCCAUGAUAUUUCCACCUAAACAUUGCCAGAGGAAAAAUGGGGAAACAUACAAGUUAAGAUAUGUCCCUCGGCUUAAACAAAAUUUUGGAAACAAGGCCAGUAGACAGAUAACCAACAAAUGUCCAUAGCAUUUAUGUUAAUGUUAUGCAUUAAGCUCUCAUCCUAUUUUCCAAUCCUUUGUUCAGAACUCUGUCAAACAUGGUCUGCUGCUUCCGAUAUCUGCUACAUGAGGAUUAUGGGGAGAAAGAGAAAAUAUGAAAAAGAAAAGGGAAGGAGAACUGAACUUCUCUUACCCCUCAUUAUGGACAUUUUGUUUUAAUUCCUGUAAUUAUUACCAUGAAUUAUACAUCCACUUUAUAUAAUUUUAUAUAAUUUUAAAAUUCAUAUGAUGAAAUAACUGACUAUUUCAAAUAAUUCUGAAGUUCUCCUUCCCCAUUUGGAUCAAAAGUGUAUUUGAAACUAUUCAUUGAUGCUUAGAAUAACUCAGAAAAUAUUUUUAGAGCUGUAUGUUUAAUGAGGGACCAUAUGAAAUUGCAUUGUUUUCAAACUGUAAAUGAUGUUUAAUGUAAAAUAUAGCAGAGUUUAAUGGAUUCAUCUUCUCAAAUAUAAAUGAACAAAAAUAUGCAUGGGUUUCCUUAGAUCAGGGAUAGGCAACAUUGGCUCUUUUAUGACUCGUGGACUUCAGCUCCCAGAAUUCCUGAGCCAGCAUGGCUCAGGAAUUCUGGGAGUUGAAGUCCACGAGUCAUAAAAGAGCCAAGGUUGCCUACCCCUGCCUUAGAUCAUCUCUGCAUUUCCUUACAAUAAACAGCAACAGAUAUGUAUACUCCAAGUUGAAUGCUGAUUUUGUGAAUUGAAAAAUACUUUAUUAUAAAAUUCAUCUCCAAAAUUAAAAACAUCCAAACAAUUCUCAAUCUCAGCAUGCAUAUUAUGAUGUGAUUGUUGUUACUAAAUAUGACCUAUUUUACUUUUUUAAUAAUCUAUUUCCAAACUUCCAUUUAUCUGAAGAAUCGUUUGAUGCAAGGAAUCCAUGGGAUGAUUAAAAAAGAUGUUGAGACUUUAGAAAAAGUGCAGAGAAGGGCAACAAAGAUGAUUAGGGGACUGGAAACUAAAACAUAUGAAGAACAAUUACAGGAAUUGGGCAUAGCUAGUCUAGUGAAGAGAAGGACAUGAUAACAGUGUUCCAAUAUUUGAGGGGAGUCUCACAGAGAUGAGGGGGCCAACCUAUUUUCCAAAGAUCUGAAGGCCAGACAAGGAAUAGCAGAUGGAAACUUAUUAAGGAGAGAUUCAACCUAGAAAUAAGAAGAAAUUUUCUGAGAGUGAGAACAAUCAACCAACGGAGCAGAUUGUCUUCACAAGUUGUGGGAGUUUCAUCACUGGAAACUUUCAAGAAGAGACUGGAGUGCUGUCUGUCAAAAAUGGUGUAGGAUCUUCUGGAUGGGAGUUGGACUAGAUGACCCACAAGAUCCCUUCCAACUAUUCUAUUCUAUUCUAUUCUAUUCUAUUCUAUUCUAUUCUAUUCUAUUCUAUUCUAUUCUAUUCUAUUCUAUUCUAUUCUCAAUCUUUCUGUCCCAUCCAAAAUUAAUGCAUUAUCUUACCAUAUUAAGUUGUAUUUUUUUAAAAAAAUGGAACACAGGACAUUUUCAAAGCAUUAGCCUAGAGUAUCAUUAUCUUUACAAAGCUGUCUCUGGGCUUAUAUCAGCAUUCUGAGAAAAUAAAUAUGACUGCAAGCUAAUAUUCUCAAUUUCUGUCAAAAGAACAAUAAAGAGAUUAAUAAUGGGAAAUAUGCUAGGGAACCUGACAAGGAGUAAUUUUGUGAGCAAUAUUCUUUUGCGUUGCUAUAAUAAACCAAACCUGGUAUGUA
Crotalus tigris (Tiger rattlesnake) is the source of this 7852-nucleotide messenger RNA. Its product is annotated as macrophage mannose receptor 1-like. The coding region runs from base 164 to 4507 and encodes 1447 amino acids. NCBI's taxonomy places the organism in Eukaryota, Metazoa, Chordata, Lepidosauria, Squamata, Viperidae. The record is from RefSeq and is a predicted model, not a curated record. Gene Ontology annotation, molecular function: signaling receptor activity. The transcript is spliced from 30 exons.